AUGGAAACACCACUAUCACCAGCCCAAGAUUCAAGUCUCAAUAUCCAAACACCUGCAACCGCCCAGCGGCACGACACCUACGACGUUCAAGUAGUCUCAUUGUCAGAAACGCAGAACGAAACAUCUCAAGGGUCCUCCCCCUCCGUGUCAGGUAUCAACGACACUCCCUUGUCUGAUCAAGAGAACCGGUCUCCAUCCAAGUCACGACAUUCUCGAGUCCUCUCAGGGGCAACUCUGUCACCACUUAAGAUCCUCACUGAUCAGCGAGACGUGAGAGACGGAAGACCAACAGACAGACUCACACCUGGUUCUCGCAGCCCUCGAAAGGUGUCUCCCGAGAAACGGUUUCCUGUUAAGAUCAGUAACCCUAUCAAUACGCCCCGCACCAGCCAAGAGAACACGAUGAGUCUGGAUGAUGCCGUGCGACAGAACGAAGGUCUCAAGCGUGCAAUUGCCAUCUUCGAGGACGAGCAGAGUGUGUUGGAAGACGGCCAAGAUGAAAUGGAUGUCACCGUAGGCACUGUCAACGUCAACCCUUCAGGGCAGAUGGAGGUGGACGAGUCCGCGUGCCCUGACGAUACCAUGGUCAGCACAUUCAGCACGUUCUCAGCUGUACCAGACUUGACCAUGUUUGCCAAGCUGGGCCAGAGUCCUACCAAGCUUUCUGACAUGGGCGGCCUUACUCCUCGUGCACUCAAGCGAGCCGAUACCUCACCAUCGCGAACAGCACGACGCAGGUCGAGGCAUGACUCAGGAAAUACAACAAAUCUUCUAGACUUUACAGAUCAGCUGCGUUUCCCUCAGAAAACACCAUCUAGAGGCGGCCUCUCUCCUUCGCGAACGGCGCCUAAUGUUUCUGAAACUCCUUCUCGUAGCGGCUUCACUAACCUGAUUGAUUUCGAUAUCCCUCCUAUGCCAACCCCUCGCAGUAUUCCCAGCAUUACUGCCCGUGAGCUGGAGUCGCUCAAGUCCAAUUUCCUCUCCGAGAUCAGCUCACUCAAGGCCUCAUUGAGUGGCAAAGAGGCUGAAGUUCAAUCCCUCAAGGCCGCUGUCGGUGACGCCGAGAAGCGCGUGGGUGAAUCUCAAGAGCAGCUCCGUGAUGAGCUGACUAUCAAGGAACAACUCACUCAUGAGAAGCAAGUCUGGGAGAACCGUGGCCGUGAGAUGGAGAGUGUCUUGCGGAAAGUAAAGGAUGAAAUUGUGGCCAGCCAGAGAGAACAGGAAGAGCUGGAACAGAAGCUGGAGGAAAGUGAGAAGCGACGUGAAGCAGCAGAGAUGCUACACCAGGAGGCAGAGAGUAAGAUGGCUGGUAUGCGUGCUGGAAAGGACAACGAUAAGGCGUCUCCCGAAAAGCCCAUAACUACCAACGAUAACACCCAUGAAAUUGAGGUCGCUGUCGAGCGUGUGGCUCGUGAGCUCCACGCCCUCUAUAAGAGCAAGCACGAAUCUAAGGUCACUGCCUUGAAAAAGUCAUACGAAACUCGAUGGGAGAAGCGCGUCCGCGAGCUCGAAAGCAAGAUUGACGAACUCUCCGAAGAAAACGAACGUUUCCGCGUCAACCAAGACGUGAACAUGACCAGGCUUGAGCCUGACAGCGCCGAAGCCGACGAACGCAAGGCCCAAGCUGUUCGGGAUAGCGCAACAAUCAAGGAGCUUGACGCCAACAUCCAACGUCUUGAGGCGGUUGUGCAAACGAUAAAGCUCGACAACGAAGGGCUUCGUAGCAUGCUGGAGCAAGAGCGCGUGGAGAAGGGAGAGCUCGUGCAGCUUGCAGAGGAGAUGAUGAACAUGCAGAGCAUUGUUGCGCAAACACCAAAGCCGCAACCGCAGCAACAGUUGCCGCAACCUCAAUCUGCGUCCCGCUACCAGCACGACAGGCAACACGACAGAGAGCCAGAGGCCAAGACGCCCAAACGCAACGCGGAUCACUUUAGGAGCAGCGUCAGCCGUGUUUCAGGGCUACGAGCACCUGGCUCUGCCCUUCGAGCACCCCACGAGCGAACAAAGAGCACUGGUGGCUUGCCUCGUCCCGGUGGCGCAGGCCGUAGCGGCAUCAUGAACUCCAUCGAGAAGAUGGGCAACUACCGGGGGCGUGCAGGCGAGUAA
This is a messenger RNA of Fusarium sp. VM40, 2106 nucleotides long. Lineage: Eukaryota; Fungi; Ascomycota; Sordariomycetes; Hypocreales; Nectriaceae. The record is from the annotation of a GenBank genome assembly.